This is a messenger RNA of Spodoptera litura, 3297 nucleotides long. RefSeq lists its product as uncharacterized. Lineage: Eukaryota; Metazoa; Arthropoda; Insecta; Lepidoptera; Noctuidae. The record is from RefSeq and is a predicted model, not a curated record. Gene Ontology annotation, biological process: regulation of translational initiation. Gene Ontology annotation, molecular function: translation activator activity. Gene Ontology annotation, cellular component: cytosol.
AUGGAAGUGAAACGUAUGUCAACUACUGCGCGACCAAACAACUAGGAAAUAAAUAACUCAAAAAUACUUUCUAUUAUUUAACUUGAUAACUAUGGAUUUGAAGAAGCUAGUUAUAAUGUCGAGUGUUGGCCGCGGGAGAGGGUACACCGGUCGGCAUCAUUUGCGGGAACAACGGCCCGGUGACGAUCGAGACACCGAGUCUGACGCCGCCGCUAGAACACUGGCUGAACUAAGUCCUCGAUCCACUGACCCAACAAGAAUGGAAGUUAAAAGAGAACCGGAGAGAGAGUCCGUCGAGCCUGAGAGAGCGGAGACACCAGAAUUACCGGACCCCGAGUCCCCGGGUGAAGAGGACUCUACUCUGAAAGAUUUGCUCCGGGUCGACGAACAAUAUGUCCCUUUACUGACUUUGUUAGAACAGUUCUCUCCUGGAGAAGACGGCAUCCAGUUCAAUAGGAAACUUAGACACUUUGAGACCACUGUCUCAUCCAUGUGUCCUGAUGAGUCGCGGUUGCAACAAGCGUUCGCGACGUUCCGCGCGGCCGCCCUACUGAGCCCGGUGACGGCGCGCAAGCUGGCCGCGGUGGGGGCGUCGUUCACGCGCCAACAGAGACAACAACUAUUGCGCGGAGCCCUGCUCAAUGUAGUAAUGCAAGGGACUUUCUCGAAAUUGGACGUACUGGAGCGCUCAAACCCGCUGUUCCUCAUCAACGCUGCGAACCUGAUGGGGGAUUACUUCGCGGAGGCUCGCCUCUGUAAUGGUAACAAGGUUCACAUCCUGGCCGGGCCACUCCUGCAAUAUUUGCGUGCCUUACUCGCCGCCCAUGAUGUUCGUGCACAUCGCAGUCUCGCUACCCAACUAAUGCAAAACGGUCGUGAACUACUCUCCGUACUAGCUCAAGAACUGGAUGAACUCUCCAUCUCCAUCCGUCUCCGUCUGCUCUCGCCCCCACCAGUCAGCACAAUAUGGCUCUUACUAUCCGCAGAUCUCUGUCUCAACAAAUUCCUCCCACUACCGAACACAUUACAACAAUUCUACGCCGCCCACCUUGAACUGACCACAGAGGAAAACUUCAGCGAAGUCAGCUAUGGCUCCUGGAAAAAAAGCCCUGAGAAGGAUGAAUACAGACCUGAUGCUAGCGAAAUAGCGGAAAAAGUGAGCCAAAAUAUAUCGCAGAUUAGCCUAAACAACAAUGAGGACACGAAGCCUAAAUUGAGACCGAUAUUAGGUGCUGGUGCUGGACUGCUAAGACAAGAACAGGCGCUAUCAGUGAGCCAGGACACAUUUGAAACGUGGACAGCUAAAAAUAACCUCAACAAACGAUAUGACCUCAACUCCUGGCGACAGCCGGAGGAAGAAAAGAAGGAAGAAUUAGAGUUCCAACAGACUGUGUUACCACCUGUACAACCUUUUCCCGUACCUGAUUACCCACCGCCGAACAUAAAUAGAUACAACUAUUCUGAAAAUUUCGUCAACUAUCUUCAACAAGGGGACGGCGCGUAUAUACAAAACCAGUAUACAAACGUUGCUUACAACCAACAAGGGGGGGAUAACUUCCAGAGUUACCCAGAGAGGAAUGUCUCCCAGACCCCAGAAAGGCCCGUCGAAAGAGUCGCCGAAAGGACCCCUGUACCCCCAAUGCCUGAGCGAGUAAACAAUGAGAUACAGAAAAACAGUAACCGGAGACCAGUAGAGAAUUGGAGAAAAGAAAAAUCCGAAGUCAAGGACGACCCCAACAGAAAUAGACAAAGAAAUUGGACUAGACAGAAGUCUAAAGAUAACGGCAGUGAGGAUGAGGACAAAGAGAAGUAUAAAGAUCGGUCUACAUCGAGAAAUAGAGAUGGUAGAGCAGGGAGAUUGAACAGAAGGAGUAGUGGAGAAGAAGAUGGGACUACUGUAAAGGCGGCCCCAAGACGCCAUGUCACUGAAGUACCGCGCAGCGCCAAAUAUUGGGACCACGACGACCGAUGUGACAAAGAUUAUAACAGUUAGUAGGAACUAUUUCUAAUACUAUAAUAACUCAAACAGGUGCGUUGUCCAAAACGGGGCAUAUGACCCCACAGGGCUUCAGACCCCCAAAAGUUAUAGUGAAUAUUUUAAUUGCUCAAAUAAAAUUGUGAAUUGCACGAAAUUUGAAAUAUUUAAACCAUAGAUUAUGAUUAUAUGGGGUCGAUAAUGCCCAAUUUAAAAUAUGUUAAAAGUAGAUGUGUUCACUGAUAAUAUUCACUAUAACAGUAUAUAUUUCUGGUAUCACCAGAAAUGGGUAACAACGCCACCUAUGGUGAUUUAGAUUAAUGGACUUACUAACAUUGGACUAUUAUUAGUGAAAUUAUAAAGUGAUAUGGACACUAUUAGUGCAAGUGACAUUUUAGUACCAGAAGUGGAUGCCAGUUGGAAAAUUUUAGUGUUAAAAUACGUACAUAGAGGUAAUGUACCCAGUCUGGGAGGCCGGGGAUCGAUUGUCCGAUUUUAUGCUGGAUGAAUUUAGUUUUCAUAUAAAUUUCAUAUGGAAAUUGUUAUGAAAGUAGAUUUGUUAAAGAGAUUUGAGACCUACAUUGUGUACGUUCUCAUUGGACCGACUUGUCGGAUAUUUUAAAAUACAGUCCGGUAUCAUCUGAGACUUAACUUAGGAAUAAAUAAUAAUUUCAUAUUAAAUAACGGAAUAAAAUAUGUUCUAAACGUGCUAACGUAAUGUUAAAUUAAUUAUGGUAACUAAAGCGAAAGCUUUCGUGGUACGCCGAAUGAUUUCGGACGGAACCGUAGCCCUUAAUUUAAGUAAAUUAAGUAAUUUAAGGCUCAAAUCUCGUCGAGAUGGGUCAUAAGUCAUAAUUUGAUCUUACGCCUUAAUAGGCUUAAAUUGAAAAUAAAUUUACUUAGAAUUUGGUCUUAAAAUGAGGCCAAAACAGACAAACUACGAUGAAAACAAUGCUUCGAGAGAACUUUAAGUUAUUUCAAUACAUUUUUGACCUAUGUCGUAGUGAUUAGACGAUUGGCUGUCACACUACGCAUUGCAGAUACAAUUCUGCCCAGAAAUCAUAGUCUAAACCAGACUGAGUGAUAUUUCAUAGUAGAAAAAUUUGGAAUUAUAACAUGACUAAUUAAAGCCAGGAAUACACUAGCGGUGUCACUAAAUAUGUCAAGAAAAAGAUGUAGAUAAAAGGUCAUAACAUCAGUAGAUACUUAUAAUGUAUCCCUAGCUUUAUAUUUUCUUUUAGUCCAUUGAAAUGUUACAUGAGAAGUAAGGUUAAGAGUAGUAAGGUUAAGGACUCACGAUGUGAUCUCCCGGCCGUGGUGGC